AUUCUUUAUAGUGCCACUUUUCCAUAUUUGUUUUAUAUAUUAACACAAAAAAUAAUGCUUCUGGGCCUGGAAGUUCCCUUGUGGCGUAGUGGGUUAAGGAUCUGGCCUUGCUACAGCUGAGACACAAGCUGCAAGUGUGGCUUGGGUUUGAUCCCUCACCCAGGAGCUCCCACAUGGCACAGAUGCAGCCAAAAAACAAAAAACACCCAACAACUUCUAAUCUCACGUAUAACGUAUGCCAAAUUAAAUAUAUUUGGGAUUAUGCUUUACAUGUAAAGCCUCAGUAAUCGAAUUACUGACCUCCUCGCCUAUCUUGCAUGCACAGGCAAAGAAAAUUUUGCAAUAUUUAAGGAAUUUUAGGGAGUGUAUACACAAGCAGAAUGUUAAAUAUUUUUUCAGUAGAAACAUUUGUUCAUUUUCUUUUGUCCAUAUUUACCAAGUGAAGUCCAAGUGCAUGGAGCAAAUAAACUGAAGGUAUAAAAAGCCAUGGCAUAUGGAAGUUCCCAGGCUAGCAGCUGAAUCACAGCCACAGCUGCUGGCCUGCACCACAGCCACAGCAAAGCAGGAGCCAAGCCACAUCUUUGACCUACAUGACAGCUCACCACAAUGCUGGAUCCUUAACCCACUGAGCAAGGCCAGAGAAUGAACUCAAGUCCUCCAAGGCACUAAUCAGGUUCGUUAUCACUGAGCCAUGCUGGGGACUCCGGUAAAGUAAUUUCGCUCAUGUUUUAAUUUCUGCUGGAACCCAAAUAUUUUGUGAAGUAAUAUGUCUCACAAUCAACAUUAGGAUUUGCUGCAUAAAAGAAAAUAUAUGUUCCCACAGUUGAUUUCAACUAUGAUUUAUCAGUAAUAGCAACUUGAAGAAAUGUUUAUCUAGAGGUAUGUAAUUUGCAGUGUCAUUCCACAUUACAUUUUUUUUUUAGUCAGCAGUAAAGUAGGUGAUACAGAGAAAAAUGAAAGAAAUGUUUGAAAAUCAGACUUCCAAAUGGAACUGAGACAAGAAUGCUAUUCAAAUAUUUUGUUACUUUGAAAAUAUCAACAAAAGCCAAUAUUAUAUACUGUAAAUAGGAAUAUAAGCUUGUUUUAUAAGUCACAUAAAGCUAGCAUACAAAAUCCCAGUAGAGAAAAACUCAAUAUUUUUGUAAAUAUUUAAAUAUGGAAAGAAAUGAAAAAUCUAAAACUUCUGAAGUCAGGGACUAUGCAGAUCUGAAACAGACUAAACUAAUCAAAAUUAUUUUAAUAAAGAUUGGUUAUCAUAACUUGAGAAGUAUUGAUUUUGCAAUAUUUAAUUAAAGUUUUAUGAAUAUUUUAUUAAACAGUUAAUGAUCUAUUUUAUUAAAGAUAAGUAAGAUAAUACAUAGAUGUCAUUGAAACUGGGACAUAUUUAACCAAUGUAAGAUAAAUGAAGCAAAAAAGUAGGAUACUCCCCUUUCAUCCACAUGAUGGCGCUGGAAACCACAAGUUGUUUGUUUUUUUUAAAAACAACAAAGGAAUACAGGGAGUUUAUGUUCCUUAGAAAGGAAAAAAGCCACUCCAUUUUCUCACUCUGCUGCUGAAGCUCAAAAGGUGAGCAAAUAGAAAUUUAUACUAUAUUGGGGAUUCAGUUUCCAAAAGAUAUGUGGUAGUGCAAUAGACGUUUGAAAAUUGCAAAGAAUUUGCGAUGGUAUAUUCCCAGAGAAGUAGGAGAUCCUGGAGCCUGCCGCUCUCGCUUCUGCUCCUCGCAGCCUGGGAGGCCGGGAGCGGCCAGAUUCACUACUCGGUCCCCGAGGAGGCCAAACACGGCACCUUCGUGGGCCGCAUCGCCAGGACCUGGGGCUGGAGCUGGCGGAGCUGGUGCCGCGCCUGUUCCGGAUGGCGUCCAAAGGCGGCGGGGACCUUCUGGAGGUAAAUCUGCAGAAUGGCAUUUUGUUUGUGAAUUCUCGGAUCGACCGGGAGGAGCUGUGCGGGCGGAGCCUGGAGUGCAGCAUCCACCUGGAGGUGAUCGUGGAGCGGCCGCUGCAGGUAUUCCACGUGGAGGUGGAGGUGAAGGAUAUUAACGACAACCCGCCCAGGUUCUUGCGACAGGAACAAACACUCUUCAUUUUAGAGUCAAGAGUAGCGGAUUCCCGGUUUCCGCUAGAGGGCGCAUCUGAUAUGGAUAUCGGAAGAAACGCAGACUUGAGAUACAAGUUACAAGCUAAUGAAUAUUUUGACGUGGAUGUUAAAACAAAUGACGAGGAAACCCACUUUUUAGAGCUAGUUUUGAAGAAGCCAGUAGAUAGGGAAGAAACGCAAGAACAUCGUUUAUUGCUGAUUGCAAUUGAUGGAGGAAAACCUGAACUAACAGGUACAGUCCAGUUAUUGAUCAAUGUGUUGGAUGCGAACGAUAAUGCCCCAGAAUUUGAUAAAUCAAUUUAUAAUGUCAGAUUACUGGAAAAUGCACCGAAUGGGACAUUAGUUAUUAAACUGAAUGCCUCAGAUGCGGAUGAGGGCAUUAAUAAGGAAAUAGUGUACCUCUUUAGUAAUCUCGUUCUUGACAAUGUAAAAUCUAAAUUCGCAAUCCAUGCUAAUAGUGGAGAAUAACAGUUAAGGGAAAACUGGAUUACGAAGACUGUAAUUUAUAUGAAAUUAAUAUUGAUGCUGUUGAUAAAAGUCCAUUCCCAUUAACUGGACACUGUAAAGUAAUAGUAAAACUCCUAGACGAGAAUGAUAAUAACC
Messenger RNA from Sus scrofa (pig), 2697 nucleotides. The record is from RefSeq and is a predicted model, not a curated record. Lineage: Eukaryota; Metazoa; Chordata; Mammalia; Artiodactyla; Suidae.